AUGGAAGGAGAAAUUGAGUUAUGCGAAGAUUACAAAGACAAAGCAAUCGAACUAACAUCUAAACUAGAAAGACAAAUUGAAAAUUUGAGGGAUAUUCCACAAAAUCACAUAAGAAAAUUCUGCAAUAGUAACUAUCAAUGUAAGCUCUGUGGUUCUUUUUCGCAUAAUUCCUUAAUUUGCGAAGGACAGCAACCCGAUACCGUAACUAAGAAUAUUUCUCCUCCAGUCGAAGAAGGGACUUCUAUCCCCAAAGAAAAUAAUACCGCUUCUACCAUGGUAUCUUUCAGCACCGAACAAAAUAAAAGAAAAAAUAGGGUCCCUAGAUCGGUUUUAUUACAAACAUUUUCAGCUGUGGUGACCGGACGAAGGGGGAGUAGGACGCACCUGCGUUGCAUGUUGGAUUGCGGGGCCAAUAAAUCCUUCAUCUUGAGAGGGGUGGUAGAGGAAUUGGGAUUGAAAACAGUGGGCAGGGAAGUUCUAAUAGCUAUUCACACUUUCGGAAGUAAAACCGCUGAGCGUCGUGCUUACGAUAUAGUGGAGAUUACGUUAAGGAAUGUACAACACCCGACUCGGUGUGUUAAAAUACAAGCGGUUGUUAAUGACUCGAUUACGUCGGCGAAAAUUCAUACUCCAUCGCAGUUUGUUAGAAACAUAGCGUUCAAAAAGGGAAUUGAGUUAGCAGAUGUUAGUACUUCUGAGAGGAUUGAUGUUUUGAUUGGUUCGGAUUAUAUUUCAGAGAUUUUAGGCGAAAGGAAUAUAAGGAUUAGUAAAAGAUUGAUUGCAGCUGAUAGUAUUUUCGGAUAUUUGCUACUGGGAAAGGAGAUGGGAAUUGAUUGUAAGGAGAUAUCUGCUAACCAUUUGAUCGUCGAGGGUGAGGAAUCGAGCUUUGAUAGGGUAAAAGAUUUGUGGUUAUUAGAAACGAUUCGGAUAAAUAUGGAUAAAGAAACAUUUAAAUCUUUUCAACAAAAUACGACGUAUAAAGACAAAAGAUACGAAACUCGUUUGUUAUGGAAGGAGGAUAAUAAGGCAUUGCGCAGUAAUUAUGGAAUUGCGAAACGUCGUUUAUUCGGUUUAAGCAAAACAUUAAGUAAAAACAAAGAAUUAUUUGUUAAAUACGAUGGCAUCAUUAAGGAACACUUAAGAGAAGGUUACACAAAAUUGCAUUUAGUGCAGAUAUUCAGCGCGUUUUUAGAAGUAGGGAUCGCCGAGGAAGAUAGGCAGUUUUUAAAAUUCUUAUGGAUAAAAGAGGAUUGUCCUAAUCCCGGUUUCAGCCCUCACAAUAUUGAAAUAUUCCAAUAUAAAAGAGUCACCUUUGGAGUGAAAUGCAGCCCAUUCUUACUUGCCGCAGUUAUUAAACUGCAUUUAGAAAAAUUCGAAAGUGAAUAUGAAGAAGCAUGUAAAAUGUUGAGCUAUUUGUACGUAGAUGACCUAGCAGCUGGCACGUCAAGCGUUUCCGAAGCUAUAAAAUUGAGCAAAGAAAUGAUUUACAUUCUAAGUCAGGCCAGCAUGAAUCUUCGAAGAUGGGCUACGAACUCCCCAAUUCUAAAUGAAGCUUGGAAACAAGCUAAUGUUGACCGUCGUGAAACAUCCGAAGAAUUAGGUGUGCCAUUAAAAAUUCUUGGACUCAUUUGGGACAAUAUCAACGAUAAAUUUACUAUAGACAUUCAUCAAAUUUCUAAGAUGAAGGACAGUAAUCUUUCGAAGCGUUUGAUUCUGAGCAUCUGUGGGAUGCUGUUUGAUCCAUUGGGGAUGAUAACCCCUUUUACUGUCAGAAUGAAGUUGUUACUUCAGAACACCUGGGAACGGGAGCUGAAAUGGGAUGAACCACUACCACCGGACAUUCAAGAGACAUUUCUGUCAUGGCUGGAUGAGAUAAAAACUAUCCCCCAGAUUUCUUUGCCUCGUCCUUACUUCCUUGAUGCAGAGACUCCAAUGGCUGAAAUUCGCAUUUUCUCCGAUGCAAGCCCAAAGGCUUAUGGUUGUGUGGCCUACUUCAGGAAAGUGACCAACUUGAAGGUGAGCUCCAGUUUCAUAGUGGCGAAAUGCCGCCUAUCUCCAUUGAAAAAAUUGAAUCUGCCCAGACUUGAACUCAUGGGAGCCCUUGUUUCUGCCAGAUUAGCAGAAUACUUAAAACGAGCAUUUCCCUGGAUUACAUCUGACCACAUCUUCUUCUGGUCGGAUUCGCAAAUCAGCCUUCAUUGGAUAAAAGGAGACCCUCUACGAUGGAAGGAGUUUGUGAGAAAUCGCGUACGGGAGAUCCAGGAGAAAACCAAUCGAGACCAGUGGAAUUACUGCAGAGGAAAGACGAACCCCGCAGACAAGUUAACCCGAGGACUGUCUAUCCGAGUGUUAGCGCAAGAUGAUGUUUGGUGGUAUGGUCCAGACUGGUUGUUUAACCCAGAUCUAUGCCUUGACAACACAGUGAGCAGCGAAUUCAACGAAAUUGAAGUAGCAAACGAACUAAAGAAGGACUAUGUUCCAGCGAGCAACCUAGUAAUGACUGUAACCGGAACUAAUUGUGAUGAUUUUCUCGACAAACUUCUCAAAAUCACAAAUGACAAUGUAAAACUGAUUUGUAUUAUUUCAUAUAUUUUUAGAUUUUCAGCUAAUUGCAGGCACCCUCAGUCAAGGACUGCAGGGCCCAUUACGACUGAUGAAAGAAUUCACGCAGAAAACCAAUCAAUCCGAAUGGUUCAACGUGGUAAGUUUAAGGAGGAAAUUAGAGAUUUGAAAGGAGUGUUCAACAAGAAAAUUGGGCACUUUCGUAACUUCACAUCUUCCGUUCAUUAUCGCAUCUUCACAAAACUGGCUGCAGCUGGAAAUGGCUCAAAGUUACUGGUUUAUUUCGAUAGGCGGAUUGAAUAA
Molecule: messenger RNA, 2865 nt
Organism: Argiope bruennichi
Lineage: Eukaryota; Metazoa; Arthropoda; Arachnida; Araneae; Araneidae
Exons: 4
Coding region: 1-2865 (954 amino acids)
Source: RefSeq, a predicted model, not a curated record